Cucumis melo (muskmelon) is the source of this 1825-nucleotide messenger RNA. Its product is annotated as aspartyl protease family protein 2. The transcript has a single exon. Lineage: Eukaryota; Viridiplantae; Streptophyta; Magnoliopsida; Cucurbitales; Cucurbitaceae. Bases 194 to 1618 code for a protein of 474 amino acids. Gene Ontology annotation, molecular function: aspartic-type endopeptidase activity. The record is from RefSeq and is a predicted model, not a curated record. Gene Ontology annotation, biological process: proteolysis.
UUAAGAAACAAACAUUGUAUUAUAUGAUAAAUCCCACCCCCACCCCUAACAAAGCCUAAAUCUAAAUAAAUAAAGUUAUAAACAAACAUCACAGAUGUCAAACUCCACCUCUUAAAUAUUUCCAAUGUUUCACUCCCCCUUUGUUUAUAUAAUAAUAUCAUCUCCAACACCUUUGUCUUCCUAACAAAAAAAGAUGAAAAUGGAGGCAAACACCAUUUCACUUCCCUUCAUCUUCUUCCUCCUUCUCGCUAUUCUCUCUCUCUCCACCGCCUUCUCCGAUUUCCAAACCCUUAUUCUCAGAUCCCUUCCCUCCUCACCUUCAUUCUUACCCUCCGAUUCCAACUCCUUCCUUUCCUCCGAGGCUACCGAAACGGAGCUUGGUUUAGAACUGCACCUUCACCAUUUGGAUGCUCUGUCUUUCAAUCGAACGCCGGAGGAGCUCUUCCACCUCCGCCUUCAAAGAGACGCUAUACGAGUCAAGAAGUUGAGUUCACUCGGUGCUACCUCUCGAAAUCUGAGCCGACCCAGUGGGACCACCGGCUUCAGUAGCUCCGUCAUCUCCGGACUCGCUCAAGGCAGUGGCGAGUACUUCACGCGCAUCGGCGUCGGCACGCCACCCAAGUAUGUCUACAUGGUGCUUGACACCGGCAGUGAUAUUGUUUGGCUACAGUGUGCUCCUUGUAAGAAUUGCUACUCUCAGACUGACCCUGUUUUCAACCCGGUUAAGUCUGGAUCCUUUGCCAAGGUUCUAUGCCGAACGCCGCUGUGCCGUCGGCUUGAAUCUCCGGGGUGCAACCAGCGUCAGACGUGUCUUUACCAAGUUUCUUACGGCGACGGUUCCUAUACCACCGGCGAGUUCGUCACCGAAACCCUAACCUUCCGCCGGACUAAAGUGGAGCAAGUAGCCCUUGGUUGUGGCCACGAUAAUGAGGGUUUAUUCGUUGGUGCGGCUGGGCUUUUAGGUCUUGGCCGGGGAGGGUUGUCGUUUCCGUCCCAAGCUGGCCGGACUUUCAACCAAAAAUUUUCUUACUGCUUGGUGGACCGUUCCGCCUCUUCCAAACCGUCCUCCGUAGUCUUCGGCAACUCCGCCGUCUCUCGAACCGCCCGGUUCACUCCUCUCCUCACGAACCCUAGGUUGGACACGUUUUACUACGUUGAACUACUCGGAAUCAGCGUCGGAGGUACGCCCGUCUCCGGCAUCUCCUCUUCACAUUUCAAGCUUGAUCGGACCGGUAACGGUGGAGUAAUAAUCGAUUGCGGUACUUCUGUUACUCGAUUGAACAAACCAGCGUACAUUGCUCUGCGCGACGCCUUCCGUGCUGGAGCUUCAAGUUUGAAAUCGGCGCCAGAGUUUUCUCUCUUCGAUACUUGCUACGAUCUGUCUGGGAAGACGACGGUGAAGGUCCCGACAGUGGUGCUACAUUUCAGAGGUGCUGAUGUAUCAUUACCAGCGUCCAAUUAUCUAAUCCCGGUCGACGGCAGCGGCCGAUUUUGCUUCGCCUUCGCUGGAACUACCAGUGGGCUAUCAAUUAUCGGCAACAUCCAGCAGCAAGGAUUUCGGGUGGUGUACGAUUUGGCGAGUUCUCGGGUCGGAUUUUCUCCUCGUGGUUGCGCCUAAUUUCUUCGAACAGACAGCACGUAAUGCGGGUUGCCGGAGAAAUUCCUCCGCCGGCGUCUGUCCUAAAACCCUUCUUCCUCUUUUCCGACAUGUAAUAAUAAAAAAGAAAGAAAAAAGAAAAAAAGGUGGAAGAAAAAGGGGUGCAUAAUUAGACUCCAACGGUGUCGUUUAACUUUUACUAUUUUAUUUAACUUUUUAGUUUUUUCA